Molecule: messenger RNA, 189 nt
Organism: Protopolystoma xenopodis
Lineage: Eukaryota; Metazoa; Platyhelminthes; Monogenea; Polystomatidea; Polystomatidae
Source: the annotation of a GenBank genome assembly
AUGGUCGAUGCUGCGAGCGUUGCGAGCCAUCUUUUCAGAGUCAAGACGAGUGGAGGUGAGAGAAUGAGACAGGCGGAAAGAGGACGAAGAGAGUUGGGCAGCAGGCUUUCGGUGUGGAAAGAGGUGAAAUGGGAGAAAGAUCACGUCCCCACUGCUCUGCCCAUCGCCUGCGUCUGUGCCGGUGUGUAG